AUGGCGGACGAGGAGGACUUAGAGGAGUAUGAGUACUUUUAUGAAGAAACUAUCAUUGAAGAAGGGGAAGCUGGGGAAGUUGUGAGGGAAGUUGUGGAGCCAAGGGCUGAUGCCCCCCUAAAACAUCAGAGACAUCGGCUGCUCCCGGUGAAAGAAAGAAAAGAAUCCGUAAAAAGGUGGACACAUCAAAGUUUAUGACGCCUUACAUAGCACACAGCAAGAAAAUGCAGGAGAUGUUCAGUCAGAAUAAAUAUAAAGAGAAAUUUGAAAAACAUCGGGGAGAGCCAUAUGCUAUCACAAUUGAUACUCCUGAACUCAAAAGGAUCAAGAAGGCCCAAAACCAGCUGAGUGAGGUGAAGUAUCGUAUGGAUGGCAAUGUUGUCAGAACCAACUGUCACGUAGAUGAAAAAGCCAGAGACAUUGAGCAUGCCAAAAAGGUGUCUCAGCAAGUGAGCAAGGUUCUGUACAAGCAAAAUUGGGAGGACACUAAGGAGAAGUACUUGUUGCCCCCUGAUGCACCUGAGUUGGUGCACGCUGUGAAGAAUACUGCAAUGUACAGCAAGAAACAAUACACAGCAGAUUGGGAUGAAGAUAAAACAAUGUAUUUUCCUUACUCUGAUAGUCCAGAACUGAGAAGAGUUGCUCAGGCACAGAAAGCUCUAAGCGAUAUCAAUUAUAAGAAAGGACAUGAUGAACAGAAGCUGAAGUUCACACAGCUGGCUGAUCGACCUGACAUAGAAAUGGCCAAGAAAGUGACACAACAGCUAAGUGAUAUCAAAUAUCGUGAGGAUUAUCAGAAAAAAGUGAAAGGCAAAUGGAGCCAGACCCCGUGUUACGAAAUUGCAGUCGCCAGAAUGAAUGCAGAUAAUCUGAGUGCUAGAAAGUAUCAAGAAGACUUUGAAAAUGCUAAAGACCAAAUCUACUUCAUGCAGACAGAAACCCCAGAAUAUAAGACUAACAAGAAGGCAAGACUGAACGCUAGCACGGUGAAAUACAAAGAAAAUUAUGAAAAGGCCAAGGGACCCACAGCUUACCAUACUCUUCCUGCCACAGAAAAUCCCUUACUGCGGCAACUCAGAAAUGCUGGCAAUGCCCUGAGUGAUAUAUUGUACAAGAAAUCUUAUGAAAAAGCCAGAGGAACCAGUAUUAAUUACUGUGACACCCCCAAGUUUCAGCUUGAUAAUGUCCUGAGGAACUUCAGUGAUCUUAAAUACAAAGAUCACUAUCAAAAGAAUGUUCAGGGACAUUAUAUUGGCAGCUACGAGAACCCGUAUAUGCUUCACUGCGCCAAAGUCAAUACUUUAAUAAGCGAUAAAAAUUAUAAAGCGGAUUAUGAAGAGGACAAAACCAAUUGUUACUUCCCACAGACUGUUACGCCAGAAUAUGAAGCUACUAAGAAACUUGGUCAAUGUAGAGAUUACGUCUAUAAGAAACAUCCGGACACAAUUAAAUUCACUCAAGUGGCAGAUUCUCCAGUGCAGGUUCAAGCACAAAUCAACACACAGCAGCUUAGCGAUCUAAAUUAUAAAGCAAAGCAUGAAAAGGAAAAAUUCAAGUGUUCUAUUCCAGAAGAUUCUCCUUUUAUACUUCAAUCUAGAGUGAACGCAUAUAACCUCAGUGAUAACUGGUACAAGUAUGACUGGAAUAAAUCAAAAGCAAAGAAAUUUGAAAUUAAGAUUGAUGCUAUUCCACUGGUGGCAGCAAAAGCAAACAGAAAGAAGGCCAGCGACGUGGAAUACAAGAAAGAUUAUGAACGGAACAAAGGAAAGAUGAUAGGCGCACUUAGCAUUCACGAUGACCCUAAAAUGUUACAUUCUGUGAAAGUGGCUCAUAACCAGAGUGAUAUUGAAUACAAGAAGGACUAUGAGAAAGGAAAGACCAAAUAUUCUGCACCCUUGGAUAUGAUUCGAGUGCAGUUAGCUAAGAAAUCCCAAGCUAUUGCCAGCAACAUUGAUUAUAAACACCUCAUUCACAGUUACUUUUACCCU
This is a messenger RNA of Staurois parvus, 1988 nucleotides long. The record is from the annotation of a GenBank genome assembly. NCBI's taxonomy places the organism in Eukaryota, Metazoa, Chordata, Amphibia, Anura, Ranidae.